This is a messenger RNA of Fusarium oxysporum Fo47, 1256 nucleotides long. RefSeq lists its product as uncharacterized. The transcript has a single exon. The record is from RefSeq and is a predicted model, not a curated record. Lineage: Eukaryota; Fungi; Ascomycota; Sordariomycetes; Hypocreales; Nectriaceae. Gene Ontology annotation, molecular function: NAD binding; oxidoreductase activity, acting on the CH-OH group of donors, NAD or NADP as acceptor; magnesium ion binding. Bases 88 to 1173 code for a protein of 361 amino acids.
CAGAAAUAAGUAAGAUAAAAUCCUUUCUCAAAGACAAUCAGUCUCCCAGAGCUAAUAUCCAGCAUCCGACUUCAUAAGCCUCUUACAAUGUCUAAAACACUCAAGAUCGCUGUUAUCCCCGGCGAUGGCAUCGGCAAAGAAGUCAUGCCGUAUGGCGUCCGUUGCCUCAAAGCCGCAGCCAAGAAGUUCAACAUCUCACUCGAAUUCCAAGAGUUCGACUUUGCAAGCUGCGAUUACUAUGAAAAGCACGGCAAGAUGAUGCCUGAUGACUGGAAGGAUACUCUCCAGAACUUUGACGCCAUCUACUUUGGCGCAGUUGGCAUGCCCGACCAAGUUCCCGAUAACGUCAGUCUCUGGGGCAGUCUUCUCAAAUUCCGCCGCGAAUUCGACCAGUACAUCAAUCUACGACCUUGCCGGCUCAUGCCUGGCAUUCCAUCUCCCCUCGCAGGUCGCAAACCCGGCGACAUCGACUUUUGGAUCGUGAGGGAGAACACGGAGGGAGAGUACUCCAGCGUCGGAGGAAUUAUGUUUGAAGGAACAGAGCGAGAGACUGUGAUCCAAGAUACAGUCAUGACGCGUGUUGGAGUCAAUCGCGUUCUUCGCUAUGCUUUUGAUCUUGCGCAGAGUCGACCUAGGAAGAAGUUGACAAGUGCAACGAAGAGUAAUGGUAUCAGCAUCACUAUGCCUUGGUGGGAUAGUCGCGUAGCUGAGAUGAGUAAGAACUACUCUGAUGUUGCGGUUGAGAAGUAUCACAUCGAUAUCUUGACAGCACACUUUGUCCAACGGCCUCAGAUCUUUGACGUCGUUGUUGGAUCAAACCUCUUUGGCGAUAUCCUGUCUGAUCUGGGCCCUGCGUGCACGGGAACGAUUGGCAUUGCACCAUCAGCAAACAUCAACCCGACGGGCGAUUUUCCCAGCUUAUUCGAGCCUGUUCAUGGAAGUGCACCGGAUAUCUACGGCAAGGGGAUUGCGAAUCCUGUCGGAAUGAUUUGGGCGGGUCAGAUGAUGCUAUCGCAUUUUGGGUAUGCAGAUGCCGCUGCGGGAAUGAUGGAGGCUAUUGAAACUGUGCUGGCGAGUUCGGGAGCGGAAGUCAAGACUGCGGAUAUUGGUGGUAACGGAAAUACGCAGACAUUGGGAGAGGCUAUUGAGAAGGAGAUUCUAUCAGGCCAAUAAGACACGCCAACAUAUUAUCUAUAAAUAGAUAAGAUAAGAAGUUCCGCUGUAUUCUUGGGGCACUGCCUCUCAUUCUAUCCUCA